UAUCACUCAAAGUUCUCCCUAAGCAUUUGCAUUUGAAGUGGAGAACAUUAGUACCAUCAUCUCAUUUCUAUUAUCAGUUCUUGAAUCUCCAAGCAAAAAGCUAGCUAUGGGAAGGAUGCGACGGAGACAACUGCCGUCAUAAAUCUCCCCCGCACUGCACGUCAGCUUCCAAACUCCAAAUGUGAAACCAGACCCUGCAGCGGGGGUGGUCUAAGAUUGAUUAGACUCUCUUUCCUGAAUAUUUAUUUUCAUGGAGAAAGACCAUGCGGACAUUACGAUUUCUCAAAGCGACCCCCAGCCAUGGAACCCCAGGAAACAGGAGCAUCAUACGAAAGACUUGUAUCACCUCAUGAUCCUCCCCUUAGGAUCCUUAUCGUCGGUGCUGGCCUGGGAGGAUGCGCUGCAGCCAUUGCCCUCCACCACCAUGGCCACGAAGUAGUCGGAGUCCUAGACAAAGUCCGCAACUUCACCCGCCUCGGCGACUCCCUCGGGCUAGGAGAAAAUGCCUACAAACUUCUCGCCCGAUGGGGCUGCAACAUCAAAGAAAUCCAAGAAAUCGGCAACCAGGCCCCCACCAUGAAAAUCAGACGUUGGCACGACGGGAAAGUUCUUGCUGAGCAACCCCUGAUGGACAUGGCAGGAUAUAUCGGUCACCGCGGUGACUACCACGACAUCUUCCUCAAAUGGGUCCGCGAAAGAAACAUCCCCAUCCUCAUGUCCUCCGACGUAACCUCCUACACUGACACAACACCACCAACCCUAACCCUCUCCACUGGCAAGUCCCUCUCCGCCGACCUCAUAGUCGCAGCAGACGGCAUCAAAUCCCUCGCCCGCCCCCUCGUCCUCUCCCACUACGACGACCCCAUCUCCAGCGGCUACGCCUGUUUCCGCGCUUACUUCUCCCCUUCCGAGGAAAUGAAAGCAGACCCAGCCCGCAACGCGUUCCUCUCCCAAGACAGUGUCAACUUUUGGAUCGGGCCCGACACCCACGUCGUUCAGAACACACUCCGAGGAGGGGGGGAGUUCAACUGGAUACUUACUCACAAAGACGACGGGGACAUUCCCGAGUCGUGGUUUCAGCCGGGGGAUAUGGACGAAGUCCGGAAGUUGGUGGCAGAUAUUGAUCCUGAUAUCAGGUAUGCGAUCAUGUCUACGGACAGGUGUCUGGACUGGAAGAUCUGCUACCGGAAGCCGUUGUCUACGUGGGUGUCACCAAAGUCGCAUCGGAUUGUCUUGCUAGGGGACAGCUGUCAUGCUCAUCUGCCGACGUCGGCACAAGGGGCUAGUCAGGCGACGGAGAGUGCGGGUGUUUUGGCGGCUUGUCUGGGUUUGGUAGCGAGGGACGAAGUCGAGGUUGCUACCAGGGCCUACGAGAAGCUUCGCUUCCCGAGGGUGAGGAUAAGUCAAACCCAUGGGGAGGAUUUGCGAGAUCGAUGGCACAAUGUUCUCAAGAAUGUGGAUGAUGAUGUAGAUAUUGAUCCGGAAAUGGUGAAAAUUAAGAACCGACCGUUAUACGCAUUCGACGCAGAAAAAGAUGCCAUUGAGAAAUGGGAUGGGGUGGCGCCGAGAAUCCGGCGGGAGUUGAUGACGGGCCAGAUAGAGCCUCUCUGCGAUGAAUGAGCCCAGCGACUUCAAGACCCUCAAUAGGGACCCCUGUACACAAAGUUGACCUUCUCCCAGGACGGCCGAUCGCCGUUCAGGGCAGCAAACCUCCACAUUGGUAUAAAGGUUGCUCGGUUUUCGUACAUCAGGGCCUCUGACCUAGGAUAACCAGCAUCGGAGCACCGACACCCCCUACAAACAGCGUUAGCAAAUCAUUGGCCAUGGAUCUGUCAUGUAUGAUUUCUUCCCUACCUUUUUACGAGCCCGAAUUCCUGUUGCACAGACUUUGAGUCAUAACAGGUCACUGCUCGUCCAGCAGACCAGGUCCCAUGUGUCGGUUUGCAAUCCAUCUCCCAGGGGUGAACGACCCGAAGACGAGACACUUUGGCGAGCAUCUCCUGGGUAAAGGCGAUAUUGGCUUCUGUGAGAUGCUUUUUCAGAUGACGCUCAACCCAUAGUUUUCUGCUACUUCCAAGACCUCUCUGGCAGUUGCCGCCACUGCAUCCAUUGCACAUGAAUUCGCAAGUCAUGAGAUUGAAGGCCCAGUUAUGUACGUUGUACGAUUUAGCCUCAGUUUUGUUACACUUUUUGCAUGUCAUGGGUAAGUCCUGGGUAAGCUCCGCAUGAACUUCCUUGCAGCUGAAAGAAAAGGCCCAGGUGGGGGUUUGGAGGAGGAUUCGCUGUAGAAGAAAAGGAGCUUUCUGAGCUAAUUCGGCAUAGGCCUUGACUCCUGUGUCGAUGGUGCUUUUGAAGAACCUGCACACACGGCGAAGAUUGGUGAGUGUUGGUAUGUCGAGGUCAGAUGAGAUGAUCUGGAAGAUGAGCUCGUUUGGAAGCCUGGAGAAUAGCCCAAGAGGGGUUCGCCGGGUGGCACGGGCUAUGGCCGUGACAAGGGUCACGGCCGCAGAGACUUUCUUGGUUUUUUCCCGUCUUCUCGUUGCCUGGUCUUGCCGUCUAGCUUUGCGUCUGUUCUGCCGCUUCAUCGGUCUUGUUGGUGCCAUGGUAACUUGUUGUUCACUUAGACGCAUUACUGUUGGUAGCGGUCGAGGCCUGAGCAAAUGUGCCUUACGUGUAGUGGUGGGCCAUCGUAUCUGUGUAUUCGGACCUGGAUACAUGCAUAUGGUACUUCUUGAUGAUAAACG
Molecule: messenger RNA, 2744 nt
Organism: Podospora bellae-mahoneyi
Lineage: Eukaryota; Fungi; Ascomycota; Sordariomycetes; Sordariales; Podosporaceae
Exons: 4
Coding region: 301-1620 (439 amino acids)
Molecular function (GO): monooxygenase activity; FAD binding
Source: RefSeq, a predicted model, not a curated record